AUGGGCAUGCUAAUCUCGGGGGCAAGCUGGUGGCUGGUGAUGCCAGCCAAGGUCAUGAUGACGAUGCGGGGAUGUCUCGAGCAUCUUCGUUUUCUUUGCCAGCAGGUCGGGGAGUCGGUGUACACCCAUGAAGAUGAGAUCCUCGAGCUUGACUUUGGGGACACAGCAGCGGACCUAGAUGAUUACGAGUUUUCUCUUGAUCAAAGUGAGCUCCAGCGCCUAGAUGACAUCGCGGAUCAUGUCGAAAUUCUUCGCCUUAAGUCGAGGUUCGUGGCGAAAGAAUUCGCCUGGAUGGAAGAUCGAGAAGACCUCUUUGCACCGGCUUCAUCAUCGGUGGCAAAUCGCUUACUCCCAGCUUUGUAUGUGCGACUGAGAGAGACAGACAGAGAGAGUGAUUACGUGUUGUAUGUGAUGGACAUUGCAGACGCGUACCUCACCGUAGCGCAAGAAGUGGACACGAUUGUUCGGUUGAAGAUCGGCUCCGAAACCUUUGAGUUCAUGCUGGGGCGGGUGUUGCCGGGGCAGAGGGACGGAGCACAAAGGUGGUACAAGGACGUGACCACCUACCUCGGCGACAGGCUCCAGACCACUGCUUGUGCAACGCAUCCAUCGCUACUUCGCAUGGAACAUGACGGCAAGUUUUCAGGGAUGCAGAUGCACGUCGACGACUUCUUGGGGCUUUCGCCUCGAAGCUUCGUGCGUGCACAUGUCGAACCAGUUCUUCGUGAAAAGUACAAGUUGUCCCUUGAGAUCCUUGAGCCGGGCACCGAGGUGAGCUUCCUCAAGAGGCGGCACAUUUUGAGUUCAGAUGGGCAGCUCAGGCUUGCCCCUCAUCCCGCGCAUUUCUCAAAGCUUCGUGAUCUUCUCAACUUGCAUGCACGAGUAGCGGCCAUCUCCAAAGUGAAAUCGGAGGUCAACGUAGCGGACCUUGGAACGAAAAGCCUCAGUUGCUUUGUCAUGAAGAGGCUCAUGUACUUGGUCGGGGUUGUUACCAUUGACGGCACACCUGUGGGUUCGCAUGAGUAUGAGCAGUAUAUGUCGUCACAGGUGAUGCGCAUGGCAGUUUGUUCCAUUCGACACGACGGCUACAAGGCCGUGCCACCACAUGUUCUUCAUCGUGCAAUCACUUUGGCCAUCAUGCAGGUUACCGGCGCCUUGGGUCAACCUUCAUCUGAGGAUUGUGAUCUUCUACGUGGAGGCGGCUAUGGAUUCAUCGACGUCGCGAUCUUUAUCAUCACGUUCCUGGGGAGCUUCUUCGUCUUCUUUAUCUUCGCAUGGUGGACUUUG
This is a messenger RNA of Symbiodinium necroappetens, 1287 nucleotides long. NCBI's taxonomy places the organism in Eukaryota, Dinophyceae, Suessiales, Symbiodiniaceae. The record is from the annotation of a GenBank genome assembly.